AUGAGUGACUACUACACUGACGAGGAGGAUUUCAACAUCCAUGUCCGCCGUCAGGGACACUCCCCUGACAGAUUCCGCUAUGCAUCUCGACCACAGUAUCUUUAUCCUGAACAGCGCACCACAGUUAUCGCACGCAGCCGUUCUCGCGACCGCUCACGCGAUGCCCGCAGUGGUCCUGCUCCACUCAUCAUCAAUAACAACAUUGAACGAGACCACUCAGACUCAUCAGAUGACGGAAAGUAUCGCCGGCGCCAUAGUCGCAGCCGUCGACGACGACGAUCGUCUUCCGCCUCGUACCGUUCCCGCUCUCGCUCUCGCUCUCGCAACCGAAAUGGUGAAAUGAUCAGUCGAGCUGAGUGGGAAGCCGAAGAAGCUCGUAAACAACUUGAGCAGUUGCGCAUUGCUAGAGAACGUGAUGAGGAAGAACGCCGACUUACUCGAGAACUUCGAGAAGAUGCCGAGCUUCGACGAACUCGUCGAGAGCUUGAUACUGUAAAGCGUCGUGAAUCGCAGGCCGCCAUGGAAAAGCGCAUCAAAGAAGAGCUUGAACUUGAGCACUUACAGAAAGAAAAGAAAGCAAAGGCGGAGAAGGAACGGCGCGAGCGAGAGGCAAAGGAGGCUGUCGAGCUCUAUAAGCUGGAGGAAACUAACCGUAUCGCACUGGAAAAGAAGCGAAAGGAGGACGCUGAGAAGGCGUACAAGACUCGGCUCGAGGAAGAUCUUAUCAAAGCUGGCCUUGACGAACGAUACAGAAAGGCUAUUCUGAAUGAUGAGCCAAUUGUAGCCCCCCUGAGACCAGGAGAAAGACCAACAUAUACCCGCAUGUUGAGGAAACAUCUGUCUAUCGAGACCUUGCAGGCUUUCCACGUAGAGUAUGACAUGGAUGCAUCUAGCGAUGAAUACGUCAUUGUCAAAAGAGUUGUCCCAGAAUGGGAACGCAAGCAGCUCUGGAAGCAUACCAAAUAUAUCCGCGAACGCCGCCUGCUAGUUAUCGAAGGCAAGAAGCAUCGCCAUCACAAGUCUGAUAUUGAACUGGUAGUACGAAAGACAGAGAAACGCAGCAGAAGCAAGUCACCCUCUCCUUUGCUCAUGUACUUGGCUGGAGCGAGAUGA
Molecule: messenger RNA, 1113 nt
Organism: [Torrubiella] hemipterigena
Lineage: Eukaryota; Fungi; Ascomycota; Sordariomycetes; Hypocreales; Clavicipitaceae
Source: the annotation of a GenBank genome assembly